This is a messenger RNA of Hippoglossus stenolepis (Pacific halibut), 6072 nucleotides long. RefSeq names its product ST6 (alpha-N-acetyl-neuraminyl-2,3-beta-galactosyl-1,3)-N-acetylgalactosaminide alpha-2,6-sialyltransferase 3 (gene st6galnac3). Gene Ontology annotation, molecular function: alpha-N-acetylgalactosaminide alpha-2,6-sialyltransferase activity. Bases 211 to 1131 code for a protein of 306 amino acids. Gene Ontology annotation, biological process: ganglioside biosynthetic process; oligosaccharide metabolic process. The transcript is spliced from 5 exons. NCBI's taxonomy places the organism in Eukaryota, Metazoa, Chordata, Actinopteri, Pleuronectiformes, Pleuronectidae. The record is from RefSeq and is a predicted model, not a curated record.
GAGAGGCGACGAAUAACGGAACUCACCGACAUCCAUGGAGCCGAUCACCGCAUCUCCGCUGCCCGCAUCUGCGUGUCCUCGUGCGGGGCGCGCAUGACUCCGUGCGUUAGGAGACGGACGCGGUGAUCGGUGUGGGGGUUUUCUUUUUUUGGGGUGGUGGUGGUGGUGGCGAAUCCACAGCGGUCCACCAUUGUUUGCGUAGAAAUAAGAAUGGCCUGGAUGUGGAAGAGGAAGUCGGUGAUCGCCACCAGUCUGAUCGUGGCGGUGUCGCUCUUCGUGGUCGUGGUGAACUACUCGGAGAAGCCUUACUUCCUCCUGCAGCCUGUGUUCGGUCAGACGUUCAGCAGCCACUGGAUGUUCUCCAAGCAGCCGUACAAGGCCUUCAAGCCUCACCUGGGCUACGUCAGCAUCCCCCAACAGACGCCCCUGAAGCUGCACUGUGAGCUCUGCAGCAUCGUGUCCAGCUCCGGCCAGAUGCUGGGCCAGGCCGCCGGCCCACAGAUCGAUCGCUCGCCCUGCAUCUGGCGGAUGAACAACGCUCCGACUCGGGGGUUCGAACACGACGUGGGCCGACGCACCACGCUGAGGGUCGUCUCCCACACCAGCGUCCCCCUGCUGCUGCAGAAGCCGCAGUACUUCUUCGGGCAGGGCAACGACACCAUCUACGUGGUGUGGGGGCCGCUGCGAAACAUGAGGAAGGACGGGAAGGGCAUCGUGUACAACAUGCUGCGGCAGGCUGCGGAGAACUACCCCCACGCACGCAUCUACGUCACCACGGAGGACAGGAUGAACUACUGCGACAUGGUCUUCAAGAAGGAGACGGGGAAAGACAGGAUCCAGUCCGGCUCCUACCUCAGCACCGGCUGGUUCACCCUCAUCCUCGCCAUGGACAUGUGCAAAGAGAUCCAUAUCUACGGCAUGAUAAAUGACACCUACUGCAAGACGGAGGGUUACAGGAAGGUUCCCUACCACUACUACGAGGCCGGCAGCCGGGACGAGUGCGCAGAGUACGUGCUCCACGAGAGCGCCCCCUACGGAGGACACCGCUUCAUCACUGAGAAAUCGGUGUUCGCCAAGUGGGCCAAGCCUCACGCCAUCAAGUUCUUCAACCCACCGUGGCAGCUGUCGUGACCCUGGCUGAAGCAGCAGGGAGAUACCACAUCUUCAUCAUCACCAUCGUCGUCAAAGACCAACUGAAUCUCGACACCGACAGAGAGCAAGUUUCCUAAUGUGCACAAAUAUCAAAUUCAGCACUUCGUUCACUCCAUAUCUUUCUCAAAACCUUUUGUUCAGGGCUGAUUGGUUUACGGUGGUGCCUCCUAAACCCAGCCACUUGUGUGUUUGACGGAUUUAAGGUCCGACAGAGAAAUCAUAUCUUCUGCUUCUUGAACAUUUAGUCCUUUUCUCCUGCAGCUGAGAGCUGGGGGAGGUGCACAGCGCACAGCUCUGCGCUGACUAAUCGAUCCAUUCGCUGCUCUGUGAGUUCAGCAAAGGAUGGCUCCAAGACUAACAAAAAAAAAGAAAAGAAAACCAGCAUGAAGAAGAAACAACCAUCCUUCAACUCGCAGUGCCCUCAGCAGCUCAGAUGUCCGCGGGCGCUGUACAUCGCAAAGGCCACAUUUACAUUUUCUUUCUGCAGGACGGUAGUGGAAGAGGAUCUGAGUCACGUCGGAGUCUGACGAGCUCGGCCGCUCCGUCUCCUCUGCGUGACGGCCUCCUGUCAGGCUGUAAUUAAUCUGUAACGAGUAUAAUUCAGGCCUUCAUCUCUGACUGAGGGAGUAUCGAAAGCAGAUUGUCUGUCAGUUUUCAUUCCCUCGGCUUCGUUUGAAGACGCUUCGACAAAACAAGGUCAUUUGAAAAAGAAAACACAAAGUGAGCAAAAAAAACUAAAAAUACAGAUUUCAGUCGUCCUCCAAAGGUGAAACAGAGGUGUGGAUGUAAAUCUGCUUUUUUAUAGUUUGGUUGUUACGCUGUGUCUCGACUCGCACAGCUUCAAGAUGUCAGCUUUUUUAUACAAUGCUGUGAAAUUGCAUUUCAAGAGACAUGUUUUGGCGUUUGCUUGAUGUCCAGAUGGUUUUUCUUAUUUAUUCCGCACCAGGGAUGAGUCCCCGGCGCUCGCUAAGUGAGCGUGCCACUGACAGAGCGAGCAUCACAGCAUAUAGAGCCACGUGCAAUUAGAAAGCCCAUCCUUACGGAGGGAGGAAAGUCAUUUGUGACCCAGCUGAGGGAGAGAUUAAUGUGUGCGGUGAAACCAUUCGAAGUUAAUUGUAUUGUAUUAUCAUUUUGUGCCUGUAAUAUACUCUGCAGUUUGUAUGGGGGGGCAGGAGAAGGUGUUCACACUCCGGUGUCUCGCUCGUCUCCUCGUCCAGCUUUGUGCCUCUUUGUGUACAGCAUCACCGCGCGAACACAUCCUCCCCUUUGUCUUUGGACACGGCGUGCGAGGCUCCCGCUCUCCGGCUGUUUUGCAUUUGAAAGCAUCUGUUCCAGGACAGUGAAGAAUCGUCGGUGAAGUGCUGAGGUGUGUAGGUUGUCUGGUGGCUGAGGUGGGCUGAGACGCUCGGGCUGCGUCCGUGACUCCCGCUCGUUCCUGUGAUUAGUGUCGCAGGACUUCUAAAUUAGGCGACGUGAUGACUGAGCUUCACCAUCUCGCUCGGCACUGUUUAACCAUCACACAUACAUUUCUCUGUAAGCACUGAUUUGUUGUUUAAAGGACAGAAGGUACGAAGCAUUGUGGGUAAAUUAAAACAUGAAGGUUCAUCUUUGACCUUGGAAACAAAUGUUUGACAAAAGUAUUUUUUCAAUUAAAAAAGUGACUCAAAUUUACCACUGGGCUGGAUUUAAUUACUGUUUUAGUUACACUGCACAUUCCAAAGUGAUCCAACCUACGCAGUGAGAUAUAUUGUUUACAAUCAGUUUUGACAUCUGAACAUAAUACUUGUCAGUGCAGAAAAAUAAAGUCGAAAAACAAGUGUCUUAAACAGAGCUGCUGAUAUUAAUUAAUGAAUUGAUCUUAUCUCCACUUUACCGAAUCUUCAUGGUUUUACAGAUGAAGUGGAAAACAAACUGGUUCAGUGCAGUUUCACUUUCUGAGUUUGUUUAUUUCCUACUUUUAAACGUUUAAAGCAAAUAUAGUUGGAACUGUUUUGUCAAACUGCUUUUUUCCUUCAUGUCAAGAUUGAACAUCUGCGUGCACUUUGCAGACGUUGUAAAAUUGCUAUGCAUGGAGCAUACAUAUCAAUAUGCAUCUCCAUGACAACUGUGCAAACUCCUCACAGAGACGCAAUGUAAAGACCCAGAUGAAGCUGCUCAGUUCAAACACUUCUUUCACAUUUAGCCCAAUUUUAGCUCCGACGUCUCGACGCACGUUGACCUGCACGUCACCGGAGUCGUGCUCGCGGGUGUUUUGUGUGUCUGCUGCAUAUUUAGAAACGUGUUUGACUUCUUUCCACAUCAAGAGCAGAAAAAAAUCUGUUUUUCUCCCGACAGAGCGACACAACCCCGCACGAUAGACUCUCCUACCAACUCAGAACUCAACACCCGUCCGUCCUGGUGUCACCUUGUCGCUCGCUAAGAGUCGACCUGGCUGACAAGAGCAUCAGCAAAAUGUAAAAACGUCCUGUUUUAAAUUCCUCCCCGGUGUCGCUCGGCAGAUCGGAGUUGGCCGUAACACAUCGCGGGGUCACGGGUCGGAUUUCCUCCGGGACGACGCACAAGCUGGAGAUGUAUUCAGCGUGAGCGGAUCAAAGUAUCCGACCACAUGAUGUAUGUAAAGCAGAAGCAUCUCGCAGAGUUAUUUUUCUCGUGUCCAGAAAGCCCGACGAUCCGAGCCGAGUCUCAGGGACGAGUUUGAGAUGAUACCUGGGAAGACUGGAGCGUGAGCUCACACAACCCGCUGCACAUUUCACACACAUUUCCCCUCAGCCUGUGAUUGUGCAGUCGUCUGGCAGCUUCCCACCGAUCAGCUUUUACCUCUAACUGCACAGAGGAGCCACCGUCAAUUGUAAAACGCCACACACCAGCAUAGGAAAUUAACUUUUGCGUGGAGAAACAUUUGAUCAGAUUUUUUAGGUGUUAACUGUUUAACUCACAACUGGAAUAAGAGCACUGUGUUCCCUCUGUUCAUCCUCCUUUUGUUGUUGUGUUUAAUAAUGGUUGCUGUAUGUUGUUGUUUUUUGUCGAUGCAGUGCUUUGUGUGCAGCUUCCAUUUCCUGCUGCAGGUCGCGUGUUGCCAACACAUUCUGCUGCUUCAGGCUGCGCACUCACUUAUUUUCUGAUCAACAAACACUCCCAUUGUUCUCAGAACACACUGCGAGAAUGUGUUAGAGUGGAUAUUAAGGUGGAUACGCCUUCUUGUAUCCGCUCCCAUGAAUCAUUCAUGGUUCACACAUCCGCUCUGACACCCGGGUGGGAACUGUGGGGGGGGGGAAUUAUUUUAUAAGUAGGAUUAUUUUAAAUUUCAGAGAUUGUUUACGUUUGGCAGAUUUAGUUUCCUUUACAACUCUUUAUGCUAAGCUAAGCGAACUGGCGCCAGCAUCAUAUCAAACUUACAGACGUAUGAAUGUUAUCAUCAAUCUUCCCAUCUAACUUUCUGCCAGCAAUUGAAUAAGCGUACAAUUAAAAAUGUCAAAGUAUUCGUUUAAUAUUUGAAAAUAUCUGCUGGAACUUAACAAUCAUUCUUUCAAAUUAAAAAUAUCCUUUUUUUGCCUCCGUCUCAGUUCACACUCAUGGGGUUUAUUGAUUAUUCAAAGUAAACGUGUGAACAGCCCUAAUUAUAUUUCUAAAAAUAUCAAACUAUUCCUUCAAAGGAGACAUAAUCUGCUCAUGUUCAUAAUUUUGAUGUCAUUACUUGAAAAGGUUUUCAUGCUCUAAUGUUCAGAAAACACAUCACGUUGCUCACAUUGCUGCAGCUCCUCUCUUCAGCCUCUGUCUCAAACAAUUCUCAAACACGCUCCUGUCUCUUUAAGGCCCCCCCCCCUCCUGAUAAAGCCCACUCUGCUCUGAUUGGUCAGCUGGCCCCCUCUGUGUGUGAUUGGUCAACUUUUAACAUUUUUAGACAAGUUUAUAUUCACUAAAAGCCUGAAAAAGCAUCAAAUGUCUCGUUUAACAUGUUUUGAAUUCUUGUUAAUCUCAGAUUUUGGCUGUUUUGUUUUCAUCCACACUUUGUACUGAUCAUUAAAUGAUCGAAUCUCACGCUCUGAGCUCUGAAGCUAGUUUCAGACUUUACUCUGUCCCUCGCUGUGUUGAUGCAAACGGUAAAAAAAACAAGAGAAAAAACAAUUGCAGCUCGUCCUUAGCUGCUUGGCAACCGAGGUGGUGGUGGAACGAGCUCCAUCUGUUUGCUCAUCGAACAAAACAAAGCAAAUUGAAGGUCGCUUCGCUUAAAACAGAGACUGUUAGUGGAACUUCUGGAACUCGAGGACUGUGGAAACGAUUUCACCGUUUUUCAAACGCUCUCGUUGCUUCGGCUCCUUUUCCUGCUGUGAUCACAGGUAAUUUGCCGACGGUAAUUUGCCGUUGGCGAGUUUUGAUUGUCUGACUCCAGGUCGAAACCUUUUCGGGUCCCGUUUGACUCGUUCCCUCCCGACUCUCCUACUUGUUGCCAUUUUUUGUUUCAAACGCCUCAAAUGCUUUUCUUGCAUCGAGAACUUUGUUCCAUUUUCUCCCGUGUGCAUGUCUUACUAUUAUCAUUUGUUGUGUCGUGAAGCACUUUCCUCUGUUUCUGGUCAAGUGUCCUUGUGAAACGUGUAACUUUGGGUGUGUUUGAGUUACAAAGAAUGUAAUAUAACACUGAGGUUGUUAUAAAGUAUCAGAUAAGUUGUUUUUUGCUAACACGGCUAACACGCUCCUUUUUUAUUGGUGGAAAAAUAACAUCCAAAAGCUGCAUGGAUCGUUGCAGGUGAUUGAAAUGUAUACGUUCUGUCGAAAUAAGUAGUGAUUAUAUGUAUUGUUCCGUCGUUUUGCCGUCUACAUUAGCUGAAAAUAGAUGUGACUGUUUUUUGUUUUUUUUACAGAUGUGGAUUCUGUCUCCUGUGUCUUUUAUUCACUGUGGGGAUUAAAGAGAACCUAAAAGCC